Leptonychotes weddellii (Weddell seal) is the source of this 2125-nucleotide messenger RNA. NCBI's taxonomy places the organism in Eukaryota, Metazoa, Chordata, Mammalia, Carnivora, Phocidae. The record is from RefSeq and is a predicted model, not a curated record.
GAGGCGGGUUCUGCGCCGCCAUGUCGCGGAGGCUGCUGCCCCGGGCGGAGAAGCGGCGUCGGCGGCUGGAGCAGAGGCAGCAGCCGGACGAGCAGCGGAGGCGGUCGGGAGCGAUGGUGAAGAUGGCGGCGGCGGGCGGCGGAGGCGGCGGUGGCCGCUACUACGGCGGCGGCAGUGAGGGCGGCCGAGCCCCUAAGCGGCUCAAGACGGACAACGCUGGCGACCAGCACGGAGGCGGCGGCGGCGGCGGUGGAGGAGCCGGGGCGGCGGGUGGCGGCGGCGGGGAGAACUACGAUGACCCACACAAAACCCCUGCCUCCCCAGUUGUCCACAUCAGGGGCCUGAUUGACGGUGUGGUGGAAGCUGACCUUGUAGAGGCCUUGCAGGAAUUUGGACCCAUCAGCUAUGUGGUAGUAAUGCCUAAAAAGAGACAAGCGUUGGUGGAGUUUGAAGACGUGUUGGGGGCUUGCAACGCUGUGAACUACGCAGCCGACAACCAAAUCUACAUUGCUGGCCACCCAGCUUUUGUCAAUUACUCUACCAGCCAGAAGAUCUCCCGCCCCGGGGACUCAGAUGACUCCCGGAGCGUCAACAGUGUGCUUCUCUUUACCAUCCUGAACCCGAUUUAUUCCAUUACCACGGAUGUUCUUUACACUAUCUGCAACCCUUGUGGUCCUGUCCAGAGAAUUGUUAUUUUCCGGAAGAAUGGAGUCCAGGCCAUGGUGGAAUUUGAUUCUGUGCAGAGUGCCCAGCGGGCCAAGGCCUCGCUCAAUGGGGCUGACAUUUACUCAGGCUGUUGCACUCUGAAGAUCGAAUACGCGAAGCCCACACGCUUGAAUGUGUUCAAGAAUGAUCAGGAUACUUGGGACUACACAAACCCCAAUCUCAGUGGACAAGGUGAUCCUGGCAGCAACCCUAACAAACGCCAGAGACAGCCCCCUCUCCUGGGAGAUCACCCCGCAGAAUAUGGAGGGCCCCACGGUGGGUACCACAGCCAUUACCAUGAUGAGGGCUACGGGCCCCCCCCACCUCACUACGAAGGGAGAAGGAUGGGCCCACCAGUGGGGGGUCACCGUCGGGGCCCAAGUCGCUACGGCCCCCAGUAUGGGCACCCCCCACCCCCUCCCCCACCACCCGAGUAUGGCCCCCACGCCGACAGCCCUGUGCUCAUGGUCUAUGGCUUGGAUCAAUCUAAGAUGAACUGUGAUCGGGUCUUCAAUGUCUUCUGCUUGUAUGGCAAUGUGGAGAAGGUGAAAUUCAUGAAAAGCAAGCCGGGGGCUGCCAUGGUGGAGAUGGCUGAUGGCUAUGCUGUGGACCGGGCCAUUACUCACCUCAACAACAAUUUCAUGUUCGGGCAGAAGCUGAAUGUCUGUGUCUCCAAGCAACCGGCCAUCAUGCCCGGGCAGUCCUACGGGCUAGAAGACGGGUCCUGCAGUUAUAAAGACUUCAGCGAAUCCAGGAACAAUCGGUUCUCUACUCCAGAGCAGGCAGCCAAGAACCGCAUCCAGCACCCUAGCAACGUGCUACACUUCUUCAAUGCCCCUCUGGAGGUGACUGAGGAGAACUUCUUCGAGAUCUGCGACGAGCUGGGAGUGAAACGGCCAUCUUCUGUGAAAGUAUUCUCAGGCAAAAGUGAACGCAGCUCCUCUGGGCUGCUGGAGUGGGAAUCCAAGAGCGAUGCCCUGGAGACUUUGGGCUUCCUGAAUCAUUACCAGAUGAAAAACCCAAAUGGUCCAUACCCUUACACUCUGAAGUUGUGUUUCUCCACUGCUCAGCACGCCUCCUAAUAGGUGCCCAGGAAGAGUCCCAUCUGAGCAGGAAAACAUUUCUCUUUCCUUUAUGCUGUUUGUUUUGUUUUGUUUCUGGGUUUUUUUUUUUUUUUCUUUUGCAAAAGUUCCUGUAUUCCUUUUUUUUAAAUGCUAGGUUAGUGGGCUUAACCAUAACGGAAACGCUGAAGUCUGGAGGGGGAGGGGAGGGGGACCUGAUAUCUCCCAAGAUUAACCUUCACUUUUUAAAAAAUUAUUGUACAUGUGAUUUUUUUUUUUUUCCUGUUCCUACAUUUGUGCUACCCGUGUACUCUUGGCACAUUUCAAUAAAAUUGUUUGGAAAACAAACAUUGCGCUUA